Messenger RNA from Penicillium pulvis, 3774 nucleotides. RefSeq names its product pentatricopeptide repeat protein. The transcript has a single exon. The record is from RefSeq and is a predicted model, not a curated record. Gene Ontology annotation, molecular function: protein binding. NCBI's taxonomy places the organism in Eukaryota, Fungi, Ascomycota, Eurotiomycetes, Eurotiales, Aspergillaceae. The coding region runs from base 1 to 3774 and encodes 1257 amino acids.
AUGGUUUUUAAGCCGUUCACCCACCUCGCGCGCCAGAGUUUCACCAAGGCCUUCACCCAUGGCUAUGCUCAAUCGGUAGUCGCAGCAUCGCAGACCUACGCGUCACCCCUAAACUCCAUUGCCUCACAACCCGCCAAGUUCUCUCGCACCCAACUACAGAAUGCUUUCACCAACGCGUCAAGCUCAUCUGGCGGCGCCGGUGGCGCCAAGGCUAACCAGGCCUCUGGAUCGGGGGAUUCUGGCCUAGCUGCCUACUACGCCGCCUGGCAGCACGCGCAGCAAACUGGCGACGAUAGUGACUGGUGCCAAUUCCAGUUCAAGCGCCGCAUCGACUGGAAGCCCUCCGCCGAAGAAAUCGAGCAGGCCAACGAAGACCGGCCCGAAUCCGCUCCUCCACAUCUCACCAAGGCUGCCGCCAACGAGAAUGUGAGCGCCCAGGUUGAGGAGGCGGUGGCUCUGGAGAUCCAGAAGAUCCAGGAGCAGCACGAACAAUCGGAGGAAUCCUCGGAUGUGAGGGAGGCUGCGGCGAAGGAAUCUGCCGUUGAGGAUGUGAUGCUCUCAGAGGCGAUCUCGGAGGAGUCUAAGGCUGCUUCUGCGAAGAUUAUGCAGCUGGCUCAAUCUAACAACUUUGCAGAGAUCCCAGCUGCCUUCCAAGCUGUGCUUCGGGAGGGUCUGACACCGACCGUGGAGGCUUAUAAUGCUCUUCUCCUCGCGGCUAUCAGACUUCACCCUGAGGCUUCGCAGGCGAUCCCAAAGGCGCUCGAUGUUUACUCCGAUAUGCUUCGUCGCAACGUCAUGCCCGACGAGGAUACCUAUGAGACCCUUGUUCAGCUUUUGGUUGCCAACGCGAACGAUUCGAUCAAGGCCAAGGAGGUUUUGGAGCAGGAGCGGGUUCGUUAUGGUGGCAUGGAGGAGCCUGGCAAGUUCAUGCUUCAGUCUCGCGAGUUGGAGCGCGACAUUCUGGCUGAGGACCACUCCUUGUCUAUUGCCGUGAAGCUGUUUAACACUGCCAUUGCCCGUCACCCUCUAUUGGUAUUCCCUCUGGAUUUGUACCGCCAGUUCAUCAUUGCCUGCGCUCGUGAUGGCAAGGUAGAUGACAUGGUUCUUAUCUACGCCCACAUGGAAUCGCAGAAGGUGCAGCCUCACGCCACCAUUUAUCCUCACAUGAUUGAUGCUUUCGCCAGCACCGGUGAUCUCAAGAGUGCGGUGGAAUGCUAUCAGGAGUACCGAAGCCUGGCCGUUUCGGACGACAGCGGAGUUUUCAGCAUUGUUCAGCGACUCGACGGACAGGUUUACGCAGCCCUUAUCCGUGCCUACUUAUCUUGUGGCAAGGAAGAGGGUGCGAUGAACUUCCUCGACCGGAUUCGUUCUUCCUUUGAUGGGGUUACCGAGGACCGCGAGAGCCGUUGGUCCGCUGUGGAGAGCGUGAUUGUCCAGGAAGCAUUUGUGCAACACUCCGUCAAGAUUGGGGAGCACAGCAAGGCUUUAGAGAAGGCUAAGGCUGAGCUCCACAAUGAGGCUCGGGAUCAGGCCAUUUCCCAGAUUUGUGUGGCCGCGGCUGACGCAGGUGAUCUAACCACUGCCUCCGAGGCGUAUGAUCGUCUGUCCACCGCGCCGGCAACACGCCAGGUUCCCGCCAUCUCGCUCCUUGCCCUCCACAUUCGUCGGGGCAAUGUUUCCGCGGCACGUUCCUUGUGGAUCAUGCUGAACACCGUGGGUCAGGCAACCCCGGAUAUGGUGCAGCCGACCGCCAUGUACGCAGUGGCGUUGUUGAAGAGUGGCCAGGUCGAGGCGGGUCUGCAGGAAGCUCGCAACAUGUUUGCUCGCAUCCGCACUUCCUCUGCUAACCAGGACGUUGCCGCGACGAUUCGAGAGCAGAUUACUGAGUCCCUCCACCUCUUCGGACGUGUCAUCGUUCAGACCGCUGCCGUCCUGUCCCCGCAGUCGUCCAUGUCACUGCUGUGGUCUAUGAUUGAUAACGGUGGCCUGGUGUCCCCCCUAGCUGAACAUGCCGUUGCCAAUCUCACUCCCAUCGGUAUCUCGCAGUUGAACCCAGCCGACCUCACUCUUGCCCUUCAGGUUCAAGCUGGUAUGCUUGCUAGCAACACUGCCAUGCUGUUUGAUAUCGCCCACCCGGCCCGCUUUGCGCACAUGCUCGAUGUGGCUUUGUCAACUUCCCUCCCCUUGGACAACUACACCACUGGCCUGAUCGACCAGGGUAUCGCUCAGAUCUUCGCUAACCGCCCCGACGUCGUCAAGAGAUGGCAAGACCACAUGGAGGCCAGUUCUCAGGCCUCUUUGCUGUCUGCGCGUCACAGUCCUGUCUCCGCUGCCGAAACCUCUAUUACCGUCCCGUCUUCCAGCCCCGAUUCCUUCGACCCCUACGCUUAUGCCACCGACUUCCGCGCCUCUGCUAUUAUUGCGGAGGAGCUUGAGAAGACCGCUGGACGGCCUGAGUCACACCUUAGCGAAGCCAUGAUCCGUCUUAAGAACAUGCGCCGCAUUGGUCGUCACCCUCGCUACAUCACAUACGCUAAGCUGAUCACCGCUGCUGCGAAGAUUGGUCGCACGGAGUUGGUUCAUGAGAUUCACGCCAUGGCCCGCACUGACGUUCCACUCAACUUGGCUCACAACACUGUUAAGUACGGUUGGGUUUCGAUCCUUGAUGCCAUGGUUGCUGCUUGCCUUACUCUUGGAGACCGUCAGCUGGCUGGCCAGUUCCACCAAGAGCUUCUUGGUCUGGGCUCUGCGCCUUCCGCUAACACCUUUGGUCUGUACAUCACUACUCUGAAGGAGUCUACCAAGACCUUCGACGAGGCCACUGAGGCUUUGAAGAUCUUCCACCGCGCCGUCGCUGAAGGUGUCGAGCCUACCUCGUUCUUGUACAAUGCGCUUAUUGGAAAACUCGGAAAGGCUCGUCGCAUUGACGACUGCCUUGCUUACUUCGCCGAAAUGCGUGCCAACAACGUUCGCCCAACUAGCGUCACCUACGGAACUAUCGUCAAUGCGCUGUGUCGUGUCAGUGAUGAGCGCUUCGCAGAGGAGAUGUUCGAGGAGAUGGAGUCCAUGCCUAACUACAAGGCCCGCCCCGCUCCUUACAACUCCAUGAUCCAGUACUUCUUGAACACAAAGCAGGAUCGCAGCAAGGUUCUGGCCUACUACGAGCGCAUGCAGGCUCGCAACAUCAAGCCAACCAUGCACACUUACAAGCUGCUCGUUGACGCGCACGCCUCCCUCGAGCCCAUUGACAUGGAUGCCGCUGAGAGAGUUCUUGAGUCCAUGAAGGCUGCUGGUCAGCAACCCGAUGCCGUCCACUAUGCCUCCCUGAUUCACGCCCAGGGCUGUGUCCAGCACAACCUGGUCGCUGCUCGCAAGAUCUUCGACUCCGUCAUCGCCGACCGCAACGUGCGCCCGCAGCCAUGCUUGUUCCAGGCUCUUUUCGAAGCAAUGGUCGCCAACAACCGCGUUGCCGACACCGAGGAGAUUGUCCAGGGUAUGAUGCAGCGUAACGUCGAGAUGACCGCUUACAUUGCCAACACACUCAUCUCCGGAUGGGCCACUGAGGGCAAUGUCAUGAAGGCCAAGACCAUCUACGACAGCAUUGGAAUUAAGAAGCGCGAGCCUAGCACUUACGAGGCUAUGACCCGUGCUUUCCUCAGUGCUGAUGACCGCAGCAGUGCCGCCACCAUCGUCCAGGAGAUGAUGUCGCGCGGAUACCCCCCUGCUGUGGCCAACAAGAUCCUGGAUCUUGUAGGCGGAGCUCCCUCUGUCUAA